Messenger RNA from Maylandia zebra (zebra mbuna), 1461 nucleotides. Lineage: Eukaryota; Metazoa; Chordata; Actinopteri; Cichliformes; Cichlidae. The record is from RefSeq and is a predicted model, not a curated record.
UAGAGCCUCCACGCAGAGAGACGCUGCACACGCGGGGAACAGCACUCCGUUUCCGUUACAGUCACUGUCCUUCUGAACGCUCCGCACACAGCGAUCCUUUCCACUGUCAGUCAAAACUGGAAGGACUAUGACAGAUAGACCCAUCUGCCAGUUUGGAGUGAGCCAGCUGGGAAGAUAGAACAUUUGUGACUUCUACAUCUCCAUCACAAAGAUGAGGAAUAUUAUCCUGGGCAUUGUUUGUCUCUGUAUUUGCCUGACCCUUGAUGAUGCACUGGCUUUAAAUGGACGGAGGACACACAUAGCAGAUGGAGAGGGAAUAGAAGCAGCCAUCAGAGGAGAGAAGUUGCUGAAACGAGUGAGGCGAGGCUGGAUGUGGAACCAGUUUUUCCUGCAGGAGGAGUAUACAGGCUCUGACUACCAGUAUAUUGGCAAGCUCCAGUCAGACCAGGACCAUGGCGAUGGCUCAGUGAAGUACGUUCUUUCUGGCGAGGGGGCUGGCACCAUCUUUGUCAUUGAUGAGAAUAACGGCGAUCUGCACGCCACGCGCCGCCUUGAUCGAGAGGAGAAGGCCUUUUAUGUCCUCAAAGCCACAGUGGUCAACAAGUGGACGGGUCAAAAACUGGAGCCAGAGACCGAGUUCAUCAUCAAACUCCACGACAUCAAUGACAACGAACCAAAGUUCAGCAAAGAGGUGUACACUGCCAGUGUUCCUGAGAGGUCUGAUAUUGGUACAUCGGUCACCCAGGUGACAGCUACAGAUGCUGAUGACACAAUGUAUGGGAACAGUGCCAAACUGGUCUACAGCAUCAGUCAAGGACACCCAUACUUCUCUGUGGAGCCAAACACUGGUGUGAUCCGGACAGCCCUGGGUCCUGGUGACAUGGACCGUGAGCAGAGGGAGCACUACCAGGUGGUGAUCGAAGCCAAGGACAUGGGUGGACAGAGAGGAGGCCUCACUGGGAGCACUGUGGUUAAAAUCACUCUCACUGACGUCAACGACAACCCUCCCCACUUCACUCAGAGUAUAUACCAGUUCAGAGUUCCUGAAUCGUCCACGUCCGGCUCUGUCGUUGGGAGAAUUCAGGCCACUGAUAAAGACAUUGGAAAGAACACUGAGAUGGACUUCACCAUCAUCAGCGGUGACGGGAUGGAAAUGUUUGACAUUUCCACUGACAAAGAAACACAAGAAGGACUCGUCACUGUCAGAAAGCCUUUGGAUUAUGAGAAGAAACCAUCAUACACGAUCGAGAUCCAGGUCCAGAACACCCAGGAAUAUGUUCGCUUCGUGUCCUCAGGCCCAAAAGACGUGGCUACGGUUCGGUUGGCCGUGGAUGAUGUGGAUGAGCCGCCUGUGUUUAAAAAAGCCAGCUACCUGUAUGAGGUGAAAGAAGAUGUUGCGGUGGGCACAGUGGUGGGCUCAGUCAGCGCCAUGGACCCCGACAGAGCUCGCAGCAUUGUCAA